AUGGGCAGUGCCACCACGCUAAUCGAUCAGUCAGCCGAGGACUUCAUCAUGGUCGACGAUGGCCGUGAUCUCCCGAUCCGACCGCGCUCGACUGCACCCGAAGAUUCUCCUGCCGUCGAGGUGCAACCCCUCGUUGCCGACGAUGCCUUCCUCGUGUCAGUGCGGACCCCGAAACUCCCCAAGGGCGGCCUCCAACGCGCCUCCUGUGACAUCGUAUUGGUGAUCGAUGUUUCGGCCAGCAUGGACGCGGCGGCGCCGCUGCCAGAAGCCGAAAACGGAGCCGACAAAGAAGCGACCGGUCUCAGUGUUCUCGACCUGACCAAACACGCAGCGCGGACCGUGCUAGAAACGCUGGGCGAGGACGACCGACUGGGCAUCGUGACCUUUUCCAACGACGCCAAGGUGGUGCAAAACCUCGUGCGCAUGACCCCGGACGAGAAGAGCGCGACGUGGAAGCGCAUCGACCGUCUUCAAACCAAGUCCAGCACCAAUCUGUGGGCCGGCAUCCGCCGCGGGUGGGAGGUGUUUGAACAGGCCCGCCCGGCAGGAAAUGUCCAGGGGCUGUUUGUCCUGACGGACGGCCAGCCCAACCACAUGUGCCCGCCACAGGGGUACGUAGCCAAGCUGGGCCCCAUACUGACCAUGGCGGCGCCCAAGAGACGCGGCAUCCCGACCAUCCACACAUUCGGCUUUGGCUACCAUAUCAGGUCGGAGUUGAUGCAAUCCAUUGCCGAGGUUGGGCACGGGAACUACUCCUUCAUCCCUGACGCCGGCAUGAUCGGCACCGUGUUCGUCCACUCGGUGGCCAACUUGUUCACCACCCUGGGCACGUCGGCCACUCUCGAGUUGACGGUGACGGCCGCGAAGAUGACCCGCCUGCAAGCCACGGGAGGGCUGCCGGUUGAAACGGGCCGGAACGGGAUCACCCUGACCUUGGGCAGCAUCCAAUAUGGACAGUCCCGAGAUCUAGUGGUCGAGUGUCCCGGUAUUGCCAAGGACGCCGUUAUCCAUGCCCACCUCCGGUACAAGCUGCCUGGCGGACAGGUACAAGAUCGCCAGUCUCGGGCCUCCUUUGCCGACAAGACUACGCUCGAUGCCGCGGUCGUCGACUACCAUAAGAGUCGCGCCCAAGUCUGCGCUUUCCUGUCGUCCCUCUUCCCGAUCAAGGACAACGGCGAACACGGCCCGGUGCUGAACUACGACCAGGUCGCCCUGGCACGCACCCGUUUGGAUGCCCUCGUUGCAUCGAUUGAAACCCUACCGACGAAAGACGAUCCGGCCGUCCAGUCCCUGCUGGCGGAUCUGGCAGGCGACGAUCCGGCCGGUCAGGUUGCCAAGGCACUGCUCUGGACGCAUGAGCAAGGCUACUGGAUGAAAUGGGGCCGACACUAUCUUCCCAGCCUGCUCCACGCGCAUCAACGUCAGAUGUGCAACACAUUCAAGGACCCCGGCCCGCUGCGGUACGGCCAGGACAGUCCCCUGUUCGUCCACUGCCGUACCGAACUUGAUACGGCAUUCGACAAUCUGCCAGCCCCGAAACCCAGUCUCCCAGAAAAAGUGGUGCCUGUCUACAGUGCGACCGGGCAGGUGACUGGUACCACGACUCGAGCUUACCAGUCGGUGCGGAUGAGUAGCUACAACUCCCGCUCCGCACCAUGCUUCGAAGGCAACUCCCGGAUCGCCACUGCCGACGGGGCCGCGAUCCCGAUCAAGACGCUCACCGUCGGCACGUCGGUCUGGACGCCCAUGGGAGCCCGUGAGGUCGCUGCGGUGGUCAAGACACGGGUUCGCCGCCACGACGAGGUCCAGUUGUGCCGGGUCGGGGAGCUGUGGGUGACACCGUGGCAUCCGCUCCAGCACGAGGGCCGCUGGGUGUUUCCCAUGGAGAUCGCAGACGAUACCACCGCGUUUGAGGGCGACGUCUACUCGGUGCUGCUGACCCCGUCGCGCCACGUCGCGGCCCACGCCGUUGAGGUUAGCGGCCAGGUUUGUGUGACUCUGGGCCACGGUCUUCUCAGGCGCCGAGGUGACGUGCGAUCACAUCCAUUCUUGGGCCACUACCAACGAGUGGCGGCGAGUUUGUCUCGACUGCCCACGGACAAGCACGGACACGUGGAGAGUGGUGGCUUGCAGAGAAACGGGGUGACGGGCCUAGCUUGCGGGUUCAUGGCGCCCCAGGAAACCGAGUCCAUGUUGGGAGGGCCGACGAUGAAAGCAGUAUUGUGA
Messenger RNA from Capronia epimyces CBS 606.96, 2226 nucleotides. RefSeq lists its product as uncharacterized. NCBI's taxonomy places the organism in Eukaryota, Fungi, Ascomycota, Eurotiomycetes, Chaetothyriales, Herpotrichiellaceae. The record is from RefSeq and is a predicted model, not a curated record. Gene Ontology annotation, biological process: intein-mediated protein splicing. Bases 1 to 2226 code for a protein of 741 amino acids. The transcript has a single exon.